AUGAAGUACGUCUGCGUUUCGGGUGGUGUCAUUUCCGGUAUUGGUAAGGGUGUCCUUGCCUCCUCUACUGGUAUGUUAUUGAAGACCUUGGGUUUACGUGUCACCUCUAUUAAAAUUGACCCUUACUUGAACAUUGAUGCUGGUACUAUGUCUCCUUUGGAGCAUGGUGAGUGUUACGUGUUGAACGAUGGUGGUGAAGUCGACUUGGAUUUAGGUAACUACGAACGUUAUUUAGGUAUUUCCUUGAGUAGACAGAACAACAUUACUACCGGUAAGAUCUACUCUAACGUCAUUCAAAGAGAGCGUAAAGGUGACUACUUGGGUAAAACGGUUCAGGUCGUUCCUCAUAUCACUGACACUAUUCAAAACUGGAUCGAAAGAGUCGCCAAGAUUCCUGUUGAUAACUCCGGUAUUGAACCUGACGUUUGUAUUAUCGAGUUGGGUGGUACUGUUGGUGAUAUCGAGUCUGCUCCUUUUGUCGAAGCCUUGAGACAGUUCCAGUUCCGUGUUGGCCGCGAGAAUUUUGCAUUGAUUCAUGUCUCACUGGUUCCAGUCGUUAAUGGUGAACAGAAGACCAAGCCUACUCAGGCCGCCAUCCGUGAGCUCAGAUCUUUGGGUUUGUAUCCUGAUAUGAUUGCUUGCAGAUGUAAGUCCAAGUUGGUUAGCCACACCAUCAGUAAGAUCUCCAUGUUUUGUCAUGUUGGUCCCGAGCAGGUUUUGGCCGUUCAUACUGUGUCUUCAACCUAUCACGUUCCAUUGAUUCUCAAGGAUGAAAAGUUAUUGGAGUUCCUCAAUAGCAGAUUGCACUUUGAUGACCUGAAUAUUCCUCCUGAAAUGGCUUCUAAAGGUGAGAAACUUUUGGAUGAUUGGACAAGGCUAACUAACCAGGAGGACCGUUCAUUUGAUAAGGUGAAGAUUGCAAUCGUUGGAAAGUACACCAACUUGCACGAUUCCUAUUUGUCUGUGAUCAAAUCUCUUGAGCAUAGUGCCAUGCGUUGCGCUCGAAAGUUGCAGAUCGUCUGGGUUGAGUCUACCGACUUGGAGCCUGCCGCUGAGUUGAAAAAUAAGGCCAAUUUCCAUAAGGCAUGGCAGGCAGUUUGCACUGCUGACGGUAUUUUGGUUCCAGGUGGUUUUGGUCACAGAGGUACUGAAGGUAUGAUUGCUGCUACUAAAUGGGCCAGAGAAAAUGGCGUUCCAUUUUUGGGUGUCUGUCUUGGAUUGCAAAUCGCUGUUAUUGAGUUUGCCAGAAGCGUCCUCGGAAAGCCACAUGCUACUUCAACUGAGUUCAAAGAAGACGCCGAGGAGGCCGAUCAGGCAGUUAUUUACAUGCCAGAAAUCAGUAAGGAGACGAUGGGUGGUACUAUGAGACUCGGAUCUAGAAAGACUAUGUUCCAACCAGAGUCUGAGAACUCGAUCAUCAGACGUUUAUACGGGGAUGUUGAAAGUAUCAACGAGAGACAUAGACACAGAUAUGAAGUUAACCCUAUAAUGGCUGAAGAGUUUGAGGCUAAGGGCUUCAAGUUUGUUGGUAGAGACGAGGCAGGUGAGAGAAUGGAGGUCUUUGAGUUAGAAGACCACCCAUUCUUUGUCGGUACCCAGUUCCAUCCUGAGUAUCUCUCCAAGGUUUUGGACCCAUCGAGACCAUUUUUGGGAUUGGUUGCAGCGUCUUCAGGUAUUUUGGAUGAGAUUUUGAAACAGGAUCUUGUCACAAAGGACAUCGAUUUCUGA
Brettanomyces nanus is the source of this 1728-nucleotide messenger RNA. It is a transcript of the gene URA7, whose product is annotated as CTP synthase ura7. The record is from RefSeq and is a predicted model, not a curated record. Gene Ontology annotation, cellular component: cytoophidium; cytoplasm. Lineage: Eukaryota; Fungi; Ascomycota; Pichiomycetes; Pichiales; Pichiaceae. Gene Ontology annotation, molecular function: CTP synthase activity; identical protein binding. Bases 1 to 1728 code for a protein of 575 amino acids. Gene Ontology annotation, biological process: CTP biosynthetic process; pyrimidine nucleobase biosynthetic process. The transcript has a single exon.